CAUCGUGAUGCAAACAAUGGGUUGUUACGUCUCACGAACUUCGUGACGUAGAAUAUGAGUCACAAUGAUUAUUGUCACGUCAUAACCGGGAUAAAUGGAACGCGGGACUUCUGCGAUCUUCACUUCGAUCUUGAAAAUGUGGGAACGAUUUUUCAUCUUCGUCGUUCUUUGUUGUGCUAGCAAAGGCCACGCGAAUUCCAUCGAACCUCCUGAAGGAGCUGGCGCAGGUGCUCGACAACCCCCUCCCGUGGAUAGAAACACACUUGGAGAAAUCGCGGAGACAAUCGAGCCGAUCUCGAACGAGUUGACCCAUUGUAUGGAAGCGCCGCCAGGGUGCAGUAGAGAGUGCGUGCUUGGUUUCAUUAGAACAUCCGCUGGGUGUCAGUGUAGAUGCGCCACCCAGGGAAUAAUGGAGGGUGACAUCAAAAUAGAAGCUGGACAAUACAAUGGAAUGCUUAACGCUAUGGGACUUCCCCGUGAAAGCCACGUGACAACCAGGGGGGCCACUGGCGCCACCUUCGGGCGCAAGUGGCCGAAAGAAGGUGAUUUCGUCAUCGUGCCUUACACUUUUAACGCGAAUGUUGCGGAAUCGAAGCGGGAAAAAGUCCGCCAAGCUAUCCUGAGAUACAAUGAAGUCACUUGCAUCAGGAUUCGUCCCAGGAGGGGAGAGAGAGAUUAUAUUGAGAUCAAAGAUGGAACUGGAUGCAUGUCGGAUCUUGGGAGGUCGGGAGGGAAACAAUCGAUGACGCUUGGUAGAGGAUGCGACUCGAUGCGAGGAAUAAUCAUCCACGAGUUCAUGCACGCCCUCGGAUUCUUUCACGAACAAUCAAGGUUCGAUCGCGAUCGUUACGUCACAGUCGUUUGGAACAACAUAAAAUCGGGAGCCAAUGUCAACUUUAACAAGAUGGGACGGGAAACAUGGGACAGUUAUGGUUCGGACUACGAUCCGGAUUCAGUCAUGCAUUACGGGGGGAACUUCUUCUCAAAGAACGGACGGCCUACCAUUAUUAACAAGGCGACAGGGAGGGCGGUAAACUACCAACGCCGCGACUUUUCGAGGCAGGAUCUUCUACAACUUAAUAGGAAGUAUGAAUGUUCAAGUUAUCAGGGACAACAAUCAGAAGGGUUUCCGGUAGCGGCCACCACCACGACACCGGCUCAGACGGGACCUUGUGAGGAUAGAUCACCGUGAGUUGAUGGUUGAUGACAUCAUUGGUUACGUCAGCAAGAACGUCAUGGAUGACGUCAUUAAUUUCGUUGUUGGUGACGUAACCACUGACGCUGUUGCUCUUAACGU
Molecule: messenger RNA, 1297 nt
Organism: Ciona intestinalis (vase tunicate)
Lineage: Eukaryota; Metazoa; Chordata; Ascidiacea; Phlebobranchia; Cionidae
Source: RefSeq, a predicted model, not a curated record